AUGAAAUUGAAACGAACUAAAGCUACAAACAUUAUUAAAAAUGUAAUUGCGCCUGUGGAAAAAGAAAUAUUAAGUCUAAAAUUGAAUAAGAGUAAAUUUUCAAUUAUGAUUGAUGAGUCAACCGAUGUUGCUUGCAUAUCUAAUAUGUGUGUUGUAGUAGUGUUUUUUGAUACAGAGUCCAAGAUCAUUGUUACAAGGUUUUGGGACUUAGUACAGGUCUUUGAUGUAAAAGAACCAGAGACAGUUAAUAAAGGAGCAACUUCGGAAAAUCUGUUUAAUAAAUAUGGCUGUUCGACAAUGAUGGGGUCUAAAAAUUCUGUUUCAAGCCGGUUGAAAAUCACAUUCCCGGGAAUCUUCAUAAUGAAAGUAUUUGUCAUUAUCUUAAUUUAUGCUGCAGCAAAGCAUGCAAGUCCUUGCCCCGAAGAAUUGAAGAUUUUGCUCGGAAUGUGUUUAAUUUUUUCAGCCACAGUAAAAAAUUUGUUGCAGCAGAAAAUAUUUAUACCCAGCUGA
This is a messenger RNA of Macrosiphum euphorbiae (potato aphid), 510 nucleotides long. The record is from the annotation of a GenBank genome assembly. Lineage: Eukaryota; Metazoa; Arthropoda; Insecta; Hemiptera; Aphididae.